This is a messenger RNA of Alligator mississippiensis (American alligator), 3212 nucleotides long. RefSeq names its product IQ motif containing with AAA domain 1 like (gene DRC11L). The transcript has 18 exons. The record is from RefSeq and is a predicted model, not a curated record. NCBI's taxonomy places the organism in Eukaryota, Metazoa, Chordata, Crocodylia, Alligatoridae. Gene Ontology annotation, molecular function: ATP hydrolysis activity; ATP binding. The coding region runs from base 140 to 2614 and encodes 824 amino acids.
UCUGAGCUGCCCGCUCUGCUCUGCGCAGCACGGAGGAUACCAGUCCUGGCCCCUCCGGCCCAUGUCCCGGGGGUCUCUGCACCCACUUCCCUCCCCAUGCUGACGAGCUGCCGCUGCUCCCCGCAGCACCUACGGGAGGAUGUGGCUGGAGUCGCAGGUGGCCCUGAAGGAGCUGCUGGCCCAGGAGCUGCCAGCCACACCGCCGCGGCCCGAGCGAGACCGGGCCGCGUUCUCCCAGGGGCUGGCCACCCUGUUCCUGCGCUACGUGCAGGUCGUGCGGCGCCUGGAGACCUGCCACGACCAGAUGCUGCAGCCGCAGAAGCGCCGCAUGCUGCGCCGUGUGCUGGAUGGGGCCCUGGGCCGCGUGCUGGAGCUGAAGGAGGCGCUGGUGCAGCUGGACCGCUCCGAGUACCACUUCAUGGACCACGUGCUGCAGGACCUCAAGCUUACCCCGGCUGACGUGGAGGUGCCCGUCCCCAAGUACUUCCUGCUCGAGCGAGCCCGGGCCCUGAAGGAGCGGCAGCAGGUCCUGGCCGAGAUCCUGGCCCGCAUGGAGCCCAGCCAGCCCCCGCGGGUGACGCCGUCGCGGGACGAGGCGGUACGGCUGGUGCAGCGGGCGGAGCGGCUGCGGCAGGGCCGACUGCGGGCCCGGUUCAUGGGGGACAUCCGGCGGGACGAGGAGCGCGAGCGGUUGGCGCGGGAGAGCGGUGCCAAGGAGCUGGACCGCGAGCAGGCUGCCAUCCGCAUCCAGAAGGUGUGGAAGGGCUGCCUGCAAUGCCGGCGCACGGCUCUGGAGCGGCAGCAGGAGAUGGCCUUCAUCGGCAUGGUGAGACCCCCGCCUGCCCACCCCCCCAGCCCCAUUGUGCUGUGCCCCGUCCCUGUCUCCGACCCAGCAGCCCCGGGGCUCUCGGCCGUGGCACUGCGGGCGCAGCUGGGCGAGGACUUUCGGCGGCUGCGGCAGGCGGACCGCGAGGCCGAGUACCAGCAGGCACUGGCCGGCACGCGGGCGUUGCUGCUGGAGCUCGAGGGGCCCAGCCUGCAGGAGGCCAUGAAGGAGCAGCUGCGCCAGUGGCUCCUCGAGUGCCGGGACCUGACCGGGCACUUCCCAGAGUACCCCGACGAGGAUGUGGGGGGCUCCAGCAUCCUAUUUGCAGAGAAGACCCCUGAGCAGGUGAGAGAAGAGCUGGAGCAGCUGGAGAGAGAAGAGGGGGACAAGAAGAAGAAGAAAAAGAAGAAGAAAGAGGAGAAAGAGAAGGCAAAAAAAGGCAAGAAGAAGGACAAGAAACCGGAGGAAGCUGAAAGUCUAAUGCUGCCUCCCUCCAAAUUCCUGCCCAUCAUCAGCACGGGCUUCAUGCAGUACCAGGCCACCUGGGGAGAGCGGGACGUGGGCAAGCCGGUGCAGCAGGGCUGCAACCUGGAGCUGAUCAAGGCCCAGAUGCGGAAGGAGGUGGAAAAGGAGGUUCGGCUGCAGGUGGACGAGAUGAUGCGCCAGGAGCUGCAGCGGCUGAGGCUGGCCGUGGACCGUGAGGAGACCAGGCCUCUCAAGGCCAAGAAGAGCAGCAAGAAGUUGGGGAAGAAAAGUGGGAAAAAGGAGAAGGACCUGACCCAGGACAGGACCCUGGACUCGCUGUACGAGGAGCUGGUGCUGCAGGGCAUCCUCAAAAAGCCCCAGGCCGUGCCGCUGGCUGACUACACCGGCGACUUCAGCUACCUGGGCAGCACGCUGCGCGCGGCGGGGGCCGAGCCCGCGCCCUCGGUGCUGGACGUCCGGCAGAACGUCGUGCUGUACGCCAUCCUGCGCCUGGGGUCACCCACGGUGCACGAGCUGGCACCACAGGUGAGGUCCCUCCUGCUGGCUGGCCCUGCGGGCACUGGGAAGAAGAUGCUGGUGCACGCCGUGUGCACCGAGACGGGCGCCAACCUCUUCGACCUCUCCCCCGAGAACCUGGUGGACAAGUACCCAGGGAAGGCCGGCCUCAGCCUGCUCAUGCACAUGGUCUUCAAGGUGGCGAGGCUCCUGCAGCCGUCGGUGAUCUGGGUCGGCAACGCGGAGAAGACGUUUUACAAGAAGGUCCCGAAAGAAGAGAAGGAGGCCGAGCCGAAGCGCCUGAGGAAGGAGCUGCCCAAGGCCCUGAAGAUGCUGCGGGUGGACGACCGGGUGCUGCUGCUGGGCACGUCUGACCGGCCCUACGUGGCCGAUGCCAAGGCCCUGUGCAAGGCCUAUGAACGGGUCCUCCUCGUGCCCCGUCCUGACUACACCUCCCGCUAUGUGACCUGGCAGCGCCUGAUCCAGAAGCACGGUGGCACCGUGGGCCGUGGCCUGGACCUCAGCGCCCUGGCCACUGUCUCGGAUGGCUACAGCCAGGGGCCCAUGGCGCAGGUGGUGCGGGCGGUGCUGACCGAGCGGCGCAUCCUGCAGCUGCCCAGGAGGCCGCUGCGUGCCGAGGAGUUCCUGCAGCUGCUGCCCAAGGCUGACCCGGUCUACCCUGAGGAGGAGAAGACGCUCCAGGACUGGUACCUGAAGACGCCCCUGGGUAAGAGGUGGCUCAAGGCCACGGAAGAGCAGGUGGAAGGGAAGGAGAUGCAAGGGAAGAAGAAGAAGGGGAGGAAGUAGAGCUGGCUGGAAGCGGGGAGCUGGCAGCACCCCUGGCUGGGGCAGCCUCAUAAAGCCAACUUGACCUCAGCCCUUCCCUCCUGAGCCUUGCGAGGGGCUUGGUGCAGGUGUGUACACCUGUGGGUCCACGUGCAGGGAGUGCAUGUGUGCAUGUGUGUGGGCACAUGCUUGGGGAACAUGUACAUGUGCAGGUGAGUCUGGAAAGGGCUUUGUGCGUGGGUCUGGCCCGAGGCCAGCACACCUGCUUGUCUGAAGAGAAGGGUGGCAUGUGUGUAGGUGUGUGUGCUUGUCCAGGGCACGCUAGGGUGUGGAUCCAUGUGUCACAGAGGUGUGCACAGCUGGGGAGGAGGGUGUCACAGAGGGGUGAGUGCAUGUCCACGUGUGUUCAGUUGCAGCUGGAGGGAACCAGAGCGGUGACACCUAGCCCUGCUGUGCACGCUGGCUGGGAGCACACAGGUGGCCUGGGGGCCCUUGCAGUGCCCGUUUGGUCUCAGGGUGGAGGGGUGCUCAUAGUCUGGCUGUUACAGCCGGAGAACAAUGCCUGGCACCGAGGGAGCUUUGGGGCUGUCGCGGGGCAGGUGCCAGCUCCUUGCACCUC